AUGGAAAACGUCAAAACAAAUGAUCAAUAUGCUAGUUGGGACCUUAGUAAAAAGUUAGAUUUACUUGGAAGGUGUAAAGAAUGUCGAAAAAUAAACAAUGGCAUCUUAUGGUGUCAAGCAUGUAAUAGUAAACAUUUUAACGAAGAAGCCAAGCGAUGGAAAAGUGGCAAUAAAAGAUUGGAUCAGUUAAUUUUGAGAAGACAAGUUGAUAGUGCCAGAGAUCGAUCAGAAAUUAUUGAAUGGAUUCCAUUUGAAAGCUUUGUUAAUGUGAAAAUUCAAGCACGUGGAUACUACUCAACUGUUUAUACAGCACAGUGGAAACCCAUACUGAAAAGAGAUGUAGCAAAUGAUGGAUGGAAAAGAUAUGAUAAUUUAAGUAUAACUGUUUCAUUAAAGGAAUUACAUGCCACUAGGUUAAGUGAUGAUUUUUUGGAGGAGAUUGAGAAAGCAGAAUCGAUUUUGCAAAAAAUUGAAGAAGUUCAGAAUGUAAACUAUAUAUGUGGAUUCAGCAAGAAUCCCGUAACAAAAAACUAUGUCAUAGUAUAUAAUGAACAUGAAUAUAUUGAAAAUACAUUAAAUGUCUGGUAUUGUGAUAAGGUGAUAUCACCAAUCACUAAACUAAGACAAUUGUACCAAAUCACAAGAACAUUAAAAUCCCUCCACAGUAAUGACUUAGUAUAUAAGAAUUUACAUGCAGGCAAUAUUUUAUUAGAUGUGUUUCACAACAUUUACUUUACUGAUUUUGGAAUAACGCACCCGUUCUAUAGAGACUCGUCAAUAACAACAACUGCAUCAUCAUCCACAACUGUAUCACCCACGCACGUCUAUGGAGUGUUGCCCUAUUUAGCGCCAGAAAUUUUACAUGGUGAACCAUUCACAUUCGAAUCUGAUGUUUAUGCAUUUGGCAUAAUUAUGUGGCAGAUCCUACAUCAAGAGAAGCCUUUAAGAUAUCGUGCGCACGAUCAAAAUUUAGCAAAGGAUAUUUGUCUUGGAUUACGACCGAAAAUUAUUUCAAGUUUGCCUAGAACAUUGAUAAAUUUGAUUAUAAGGUGCUGGGAUGCUGAUCCUAAGAAAAGACCCACUUCUACGGAAUUGUUCGACGAUCAUUUUGAAGUAAUAUUUAAGAAUUAUGUUAAAUUAGAUAACGAUCUGUGCAAUUAUUUACUCGAUCACGAGGAGCUUGAUGAUGGAUUAGAAAUGUUCAAUAAGCAUCUAUAUAAAAGAUUACCUUAUCUUCUACAACUUAAAGCAGAUCCUAAAGCAUGCUAUACUUGUAAAAUGUACAGCUUUGAUGAUUUACCGGAUCCUGUGAAUUCUUCUAAAACAGAACAUUUAGUUGACAGAGAAGAAGAUUUAGAAGAAUUAAAAAUAAAGUUGAACAAAUUAGAGGGAGUUGAUAAAAUAUCAGAGACAAAUGAUAUAAACAAUAACAAAAUAUUAACUAGACGACAAGCCAAAUCCAAAGAAAAGGAAUUACAAAAAAUACAAAAACAAAAGGAGAAACAUGAAAACAAAAGAAGAAAAUAUAUACAAGAAAUAUCAAAUAGAGAAGGGGACCCUUAUUUGCGUCAGAUACCACCAACAUAUUAUUGCAGAAUAAAUAAAGAUUAUCCGUUUUUGCUUGGGGAAGAGUCAAUUGAACCUAUAACUGAUUUGAUUGAAGAGGAGAGACUUAUAUUUAGAUCCGAUAGACAAAAAAAAACUGGUAUUUUAGAUGAGAUAAGAAAACGAAAGUUCAAAGUGGAUCAAAAAUAUUAUCAUCCAUAUGGACAUAAGUAUCGAUCAGACCUGUCUUCUACUGAUAUCGAAUUUCUUGAUAUGAGUGAAGAAGGGAGUACGGAUGAAGAUGAAGCAGAUUAUUUAAAGCGAAUAAAAGAGAAAAAGAAGUUGUUGGAGAAUCAGAUCUUACAAAACUUAAAAGAUAUAGAAACUGAUGAAGAAGAGCCAGAUGAUAUUGGAUCGGAUGAUUUUCUUGAAGAGACGUUUGUGGUAGACGAUGAUAACGAUUUUUUUGUUGAUGAAGAUGAUGAUUUUGUUGUUAGGGAUCAGCCACGCAAAAAAGCACCAACAAGAAGAGUUAAAAGGAAAAUCAGCAUUGACAAUGAAUAUAAUGACAGUGAUUAUUCAGAUGAAUAUGAUGACGAUGAAUUUGUUAUCAAGGAAACACCAAAUCAUCCAUCAGUCAAAACACACACUUGUAUAGUUGAUAUCCAAAACAAAGAUGAAAUAGAUGAAAAGAUAGCAAAUCUUCCUGAAGAAUUUAAAGAUAUUGAUAUUUUAGUCAAUAAUGCCGGUUUAGCAAUUGGAUUUGAUCCAAUAGAAAAAAAUUCUCAAAAAGAUAUAGAAACGGUUAUUGAUACAAAUAUCAAUGGACUUCUUUACAUGACUCAAGCUGUACUUCCAAUAAUGAAAAGGCGCAAUUCCGGUGAUAUCAUCAAUAUUGGAAGUAUCUCUGGAACAAAUAGUCAUGGAUAUGGUAAUACCGUAUAUGCAGCUACAAAAUAUGCAACAGAAGGAAUCACAGAGUAA
This is a messenger RNA of Entrophospora sp. SA101, 2529 nucleotides long. Lineage: Eukaryota; Fungi; Glomeromycota; Glomeromycetes; Entrophosporales; Entrophosporaceae. The record is from the annotation of a GenBank genome assembly.